CGAAUGUUUUCAAUUCUUGGUAUCGUCAAUUCAUCGGAAUAGUAGAUCAUUUCGUCAUCUUUAUUUACUUAGUUUCGCCCGAAUAAAUUGAUUAGCAAAAAUCAAAUAUCAGUCUCGAGAUGAACAAAAGUAGUGGUUGUACGAUAAAAUUUACAGCUAGCGAAACUGUAAAAUCGAUACGAGAACAACGAGAAACACGCGAUAUUCUUCGUAACGCCGAUGCUUUUCAGCGUGCAUCAGGAAAGCGAGAACGGCAAGCGCUGUUGUAUCUGAAAGAAAAGAGAAUUUAUGACAUUGUCGAAUUCCUGAUUGGCAAUCUCCUGCUACGUCGACCUUAUGAUCCUUAUGAAUAUCUUGGUGAACUCUUAGACAAAUAUAUCCUAUCCCGCAGUGGCCUUGUCGAGACUCCUUUUGCAUUUCCUUUCAAUAAUUUGACGUAAUAUGCGAUAAACGCUUGCAGUUCGCGCCGAAAGCAAG
Molecule: messenger RNA, 477 nt
Organism: Odontomachus brunneus
Lineage: Eukaryota; Metazoa; Arthropoda; Insecta; Hymenoptera; Formicidae
Exons: 3
Coding region: 120-440 (106 amino acids)
Source: RefSeq, a predicted model, not a curated record